Columba livia (rock pigeon) is the source of this 2140-nucleotide messenger RNA. RefSeq names its product ring finger protein 214 (gene RNF214). The transcript has 15 exons. The coding region runs from base 61 to 1950 and encodes 629 amino acids. Lineage: Eukaryota; Metazoa; Chordata; Aves; Columbiformes; Columbidae. The record is from RefSeq and is a predicted model, not a curated record. Gene Ontology annotation, molecular function: ubiquitin-protein transferase activity.
GCGGGGCCGGGCCGCUCCGCUCCGCUCGGGCCGCGCCGCUCCGGCCCCGCCGCGCCGCCCAUGGCGCUGGAGCAGCCGCAGAGCGACGGCGCCGCCGCUGCCCCGGGCCCGGCCCCGCCGCGCCUCUGCCCGCCCGGGCCCGCCGCGCCGCCCGCCAGCGGGAGCGCCCUCGCCGCCCCGGACGGCCCCGGCGAGGCGGCGCCGGCGCACACGGAGCCCGCCGCGCACACGGAGCCCGCGGCCGCCCCCGGCCCGGCCCCGGCGCCCGGAGCAGAGGGGGAGCCCGGGCCCGGGGGACGGGCCGGGCCGGCGGGGGAGCCCGACCCGGAGGCGGCCCCGGGGCGGCCCUCGCAGAACAUCGCGGUGCAGACCGACUUCAAGACGGCUGACACGGACACGAGCACCGAUCAGGACAUUGAGAAGAACCUGGACAAAAUGAUGUCUGAGCGGGCGUUGCUGAAGGAGCGUUACCAGGAGGUGCUGGACAAGCAGCGGCAAGUGGAGAAUCAGCUGCAGGUGCAGCUUAAGCAGCUGCAGCAGCGGAGGGAAGAGGAGAUGAAGAACCACCAGGAGAUCCUGAAAGCAAUUCAGGAUGUUACGAUCAAGCGAGAAGAGACAAAGAAGAAGAUGGAGAAAGAAAAGAAAGAAUUCUUGCAGAAAGAGCAGGACCUGAAAGCAGAAAUUGAGAAACUCUGUGAGAAAGGCCGAAGGCUGCUGAAGGAGCAGGAGGAGAAGGAGAACAAGAUCGCCUCGCUGAUUGCAGAGCAGUCUGAUGAAAAGCAGCUCUGGGAGAUGGAGCUGGACAAGCUGAAGAACCAGCACAAUGAGAUCAACAGGAACAUCCUCGAGGAGACGGAGCGGGCCUGGAAAGCAGAGAUCCUGUCCCUGGAGAGCCGGAAGGAGCUGCUGGUCUUGAAACUAGAAGAAGCAGAAAAAGAAGCGGAGCUGCAUCUCACCUACCUCAAUUGUGCUUGCAGGUCCGCGCCACCCACGCUGGAGACGAUGAGGCCGAAGCAGGAGUGGGAGAUGAGGCUGAACAGGAUACGGAUGACCAAGGAAAGUGUCCGAGACCAGUUCAACGACCACAUUCAGAUGGUGAGGAACGGCACCAAGCUGAGCAGCCUCCCCCAGAUCCCCACGCCGACGCUGCCACCCCCGCCCUCAGAAACAGAUUUCAUGCUGACGGCAUUCCAGCCCAACCCGCCCCUUACUCCCAGGCUCCCGUUCCCCAUUGGGCCCGUCCCCGUCCCCAUGGUCAUGCCCAGCGCGGACCCCCGGGCGCUGUCGUUCCCGCUGCUGACCCCCGCCGUGUCCCGGCCCGCGCAGCCCUCCCCGCCGCUGCCCGCCUCGCAGGGCCGCAGCAGCCCCGGCGUGGCCUCGCUGAUGGGCACGCACAGCCCGCACGUGGCCCCCGCCGCCGCCAUCCCCCCUCCGCCCGGCCUGGGCGCCGUUAACGUCACUCCGGAGUUCCACAGGCUGCAGCCGGCCGAUAAGCUGGAAAAGCUGCUGGAGAAGCUGUUGGCUCGGUUUCCGCAGUGCAACAAGGCCCAGCUCACCAACAUCCUGCAGCAGAUCAAGACGGCUCGCAGGACCAUGGCGGGGCUGACCAUGGAGGAGCUGACCCAGCUGGUGGCCGCCAGGCUGGCGGAGCAGCAGGAGCGCGCGGCGGCCGGGGCGCAGCCGCUCGGUCGCAUCAGGGCCCCCAUGUUCUCCACUGCGCUGCCUCAGAUCAGCACGCCCAUGUUCCUGCCCCCGGCGCAGGUGGCGUACCCCGGAACGGCCUCGCACAGCCCGGCUGCCUGCAAGCUGUGUCUCAUGUGCCAGAAGCUGGUGCAGCCCGGGGACCUGCACCCCAUGGCCUGCUCGCACGUGCUGCACAAGGAGUGCAUCAAAUUCUGGGCACAAACCAACACGAAUGACACCUGUCCCUUUUGCCCAAGUCUCAAAUGACGGCCGCUCGAACAAAGCCGUCCCACAGGAGGAGUUGCUGUGAAUAGACAGGAUCGGUUCUAAGAUUUCUACAGUUCUAUAUUUAUACGACCAUGUAUACACAUGUACAUUUUUAUUAUAUAGGUAAUGUGUGUAUAGAAAGUCUGUAUACAUACAAAUUCAUAAAUAAAGUGUGUAUAUUAUGCAGUGA